CGGCGCUACACACCCAGUCUCAGAACGUUACAGUAAGUCGUCAUCACUGAAUGCCACGAGUAAAAGGACCGCAUCACCGCAUGGACUGGAAAAUAAAGUGAUAUUCUUCCGCUGAGGAUGAAGCCGAGGAGGAGGGACUUAAACGGAAAGUAAUCCGCAUCAACAAAAUGAUAGCACGGAAAUGUAACACAUUCGCCUACGAAUAAGAACCGACACGCGCAUCCACAGUACAACAAAAAAAACUUACAAUUGGUUUUUUUUUUUUUUUGUUUCGGUUCGCUUGCAAUAGCAACGAAAGAGCAUUCUCGAGCUGGCUAACAACAAGCUAGCGCUGUAUAAUAACGAUGCUCAAGACAAGGCGCUAGACAUUCUCCCCAAUGCGGACAUAACAGGACUGAUGUAAUCAAUACAAUACCCAUGUCAUCCAGCGACCAUCGGCGUACGAGGCGUGAAUCUUGAGACGAGAUAAUGCCACGAUUUGAAAGAAGUGUUCCGAUGUAAGCUAACGCCGCUAAACUUCAGCCCCAAAAACCUUCCUGCCCCCCAAACCUUUCGGGAGAUGUCAGUGUAACCCUCCGCCUGCGGUAGAUGUGCUGAGGCUAGCGUAGCCACCAUUUUGCAUGUCGAGUGUGUUCCUCCCUCCAUUGCUAAUAGAGACGAUUCCACUCACUUUCUGGCAUCACCACGGCUGAGAAUGCCAGCUCCGAUCAGAUUGCGGGAGCUGAUCCGGACUAUCCGGACAGCGCGGACCCAGGCAGAGGAGCGCGAAAUGAUCCAGAAAGAGUGUGCCGCUAUCCGGUCAUCGUUUAGAGAGGAGGACAAUACAUAUCGUUGCAGAAAUGUGGCAAAGCUCCUUUAUAUGCACAUGUUGGGCUACCCAGCACACUUUGGGCAGCUUGAGUGCCUGAAGUUGAUUGCAUCCCAGAAGUUUACUGACAAGCGAAUAGGUUAUUUGGGAGCUAUGCUGCUGUUGGAUGAGAGGCAGGACGUGCAUCUAUUAAUGACAAAUUGCAUUAAGAAUGACUUGAAUCACAGCACACAGUACGUCCAGGGACUGGCCUUGUGCACUUUGGGCUGCAUGGGCUCCUCAGAAAUGUGCCGUGACCUGGCAGGGGAGGUUGAGAAGCUGCUGAAAACAUCCAACUCUUACUUGAGGAAAAAGGCGGCGCUGUGUGCGGUUCACGUCAUCAGAAAGGUUCCUGAACUUAUGGAAAUGUUCCUUCCAGCCACAAAAAACCUGCUGAGCGAGAAGAACCAUGGUGUUCUCCAUACAUCUGUUGUCCUCCUUACUGAGAUGUGUGAGAGAAGUCCUGACAUGCUGUCUCACUUCAGAAAGCUGGUUCCACAAUUGGUGAGAAUCCUGAAGAACCUAAUCAUGUCUGGAUACUCACCUGAACAUGAUGUGUCAGGCAUAAGUGAUCCUUUCCUGCAGGUGCGAAUUUUGAGACUAUUGCGCAUUUUAGGCAGGAGUGACGAUGACUCCAGUGAAGCAAUGAAUGACAUUCUUGCACAGGUUGCAACAAACACUGAAACAAGCAAAAAUGUGGGCAAUGCAAUACUGUACGAGACUGUAUUGACCAUCAUGGACAUCAAGUCAGAGAGUGGACUGAGGGUUUUGGCCAUUAAUAUAUUAGGUCGAUUCCUCCUUAAUAAUGACAAAAAUAUAAGAUAUGUGGCAUUGACAUCCUUAUUAAAGACUGUACAGACGGACCACAAUGCAGUGCAGAGGCAUCGGAGUACCAUUGUGGAUUGUUUAAAAGACCUUGAUGUGUCCAUCAAGAGACGUGCAAUGGAACUUAGCUUUGCCCUGGUGAACGGUAACAACAUAAGAGGCAUGAUGAAAGAGCUACUCUACUUCCUGGACUCCUGCGACCCGGAAUUCAAAGCAGACUGUGCAUCGGGAGUCUUUCUUGCAGCAGAAAAGUAUGCACCUUCAAAAAGAUGGCACAUAGACACCAUAAUGAGAGUUCUGACUACAGCAGGCAGUUAUGUGCGUGACGACUCUGUGCCCAACCUUAUUCAGCUCAUCACAAACAGUGUUGAGAUGCAUGCAUACACAGUACAGAGACUUUACAAAGCCCUCCUGGAUGACAUCUCUCAGCAACCUCUUGUACAAGUGGCAUCCUGGUGCAUAGGAGAGUAUGGAGACCUUCUGGUUUCUGGACAGUGUGAAGAAGAGGAGCCCAUCCAGGUGACUGAAGAUGAAGUCUUAGAUGUGCUAGAAGGGCUUCUAGUAUCCAAUCUAUCCACACCUGUGACCCGAGGCUAUUCUCUUACGGCCAUCAUGAAGCUGUCUACUCGCUUCAGUGGUGUCAACCGAAUAAAGAAGGUGGUCUCAAUAUAUGGCAGCAGCAUUGAUGUGGAACUGCAACAGAGAGCAGUGGAGUACAACGCACUUUUCAAGAAAUAUGACCACAUGAGGCCAGCUCUCCUCGAGCGAAUGCCCAUAAUGGAGAAAACAACCACUAAUGGCCCCACAGAGAUCGUACAGACCAAUGGAGAGGCAGAACCGUCUGUUGUGGAAUCUAAACAUCCACCCCCUGUCAGCCAGCCAUCCAACCAGGCAAAUGAUUUAUUAGACCUGCUGGGCGGUAAUGAUGUGGUGCCAGUCAUCCAUACCACAGUGACGCCCAAGCUGACGUCAUCUGGAGGAGAGCUACUGGACCUGCUUGGUGAUAUCUCAAUAAGUGGCGGUCCAGCCCCUGCUCCUUCUGUCCCCACCUCCCAACCCCCCUUUCUCCUGGACGGCCUCUCCUCACAGCCCCUCUUUAAUGACAUUGCCGCCGCAGGCAUUCCCCCAAUGACUGCUUACAACAAGAACGGUCUGAAAAUAGACUUCGCGUUUGAGAGAGCGAACCCCAACCCCAACGUCGCCGUCAUCACCAUCCACGCUUCCAACUCCACGGACGCAGACAUGACGGACUUUGUUUUUCAGGCUGCAGUUCCAAAGACAUUCCAGCUGCAGCUCCUGUCCCCCAGCAGUAAUGUCGUUCAAGCACUCAACCAGGGAACUGUCACACAGGUCAUCAGAGUCCUCAACCCACAGAAGCAACAGCUGCGAAUGAGGAUCAAGCUGACGUACAACCACAAAGGCUCGCCCGUGCAAGACCUCGCCGAGGUCAAUAACUUCCCCCCUCAGUCGUGGCAGUGAUGAGUUGCUUCUUUUGCUCCUAAAAGCCCCUCUGACGGGGACUAUGAAAAUUAUUUUUCUUUCGCCUUGCCCCCCCCCCCCCCCCCCCACCCACCCUGUACUCUUCUUCCAACGGACUCCCCCUCGGUGACGUCGCUAAGUGCGCAGCAGACCGUCUCUAACGAAGAAAAACCAGUGCAGAUGAAGAGCUGUUUUAUAAGCGGGGUUACCUAUCAAUGAACUUUUUUUUUCUUUUACUGGUGUCAUCAUGUCUUUUGUUAGUCAUGCUAUUUCCCCCCCCCCACUCUAACAUGAACACUGUAGUAAAUAUAACAUGAACACACUUUGAUAAAAUGAAUAUUUAUGAUUGCUCUGAGCCUCUUAAAGCCCUAAUAAUGCAAUCCUCACCUAAUUCACGCUUGUGACCCUCCUCUUUGUGUUCAUUUGACCCGAUAAGCCUCACAGUCACGCACACGGGCUACGAUUCUGCGCCCAUGUGAUCAUCUCAAGCAGAAUUUGGGAACGUCGCAUCUCAAUUCAAAUCCUGAAAUCCAUCUCAAAAGUUGUUCUUACAUUUCAUAGCUGUUGGGCGGAAUCCUCGCGUCUCCCAAAUCAGAUUUUUAGGAAAUGAAAAAUAAAGGGCGCCAUUUUGAUUGAGUAACUUUAUUUUCCUAUGAUUACGGGUAUCACGUUGACGUGUCACCCCAAGAUCAACUACUAAUUUUAUUUGCUAUAAAAAAUCACAAAUUUGUGUUCUCAUUGUUUAAAAUGGUACGACACGUCACCACAAGCUAGCCAUACACAAAUAGCCCCCCCUCAACCCCAACAAGACAAUUUUUUUGUUUUUGUUUUUUUUUUUAUACCUGACAAAUGCAAUUAACUGUCGUUACAUCAACUUCAUGAACUCUUUCUAAAGUCUGCCGCGAGUGAUGCAAUUUGAGCUGUCUUAAACAGGGUAAUCAACAUGAAGGAAAAUCUGUAUGCAAACAUAUCCAAGCUAACUUUGUGCACUUCUUGUUUCAAAAGAAUGCAGACUUCUAUUGUUAUGGCAACGUAAUACUGCGCAGCUCCCCGCAGAGUCAGGAAGAGGUAAAGUUGUACAACACUUCUCAGACAAGUUCAAAAAUCCAUGUGAGGUAAUCGAUGUGUCCUAAAUCUAUUUUCAACACAUUCAAUUGAUUAGUAAGGCACAAAAGUUGUGAAGGAUGUGGGGACCGACCAGAAGUUGACAAUAUUUGGACACACGAGGUUUCCGCCUGACAGCGAAAUUAUGAAAACUUCUGCCUGCAUCUUUCCUUACAACAUUUGGGCUGUGUGCAAAACAUAACUGUUUAAGUACACUAAAUUCAUCAUCAUCUUCUUGUAAAUCAGAAUUCUUCAUUCCUCCCCGUGUGGCUCCAAUGCAGUAAACUGUAAGCUCGUCGAUGAGUUGUGUUCGUUUACUCGUUUGAGCUUCUCAUCUCGCACAAACUUGUGUAAAUCAAGCCUGUUAUGAAUGUAGUUACAUGCACUGAAUGCUGUUCUCCCCCCCCCCCCCGUCUCCUUAUUUGUAUUCCAUUGAUGAGACGGUCAUCACAUUGGCACUAUUUCUGUGAAAAUAUGUUUGAUUUCUGCAGUAAAUCGACUUGAUUAUUUA
Molecule: messenger RNA, 4766 nt
Organism: Syngnathoides biaculeatus (alligator pipefish)
Lineage: Eukaryota; Metazoa; Chordata; Actinopteri; Syngnathiformes; Syngnathidae
Gene: ap1g1
Product: adaptor related protein complex 1 subunit gamma 1
Exons: 23
Coding region: 695-3151 (818 amino acids)
Biological process (GO): intracellular protein transport; Golgi to vacuole transport; receptor-mediated endocytosis
Cellular component (GO): Golgi apparatus; AP-1 adaptor complex; membrane coat
Molecular function (GO): clathrin-cargo adaptor activity
Source: RefSeq, a predicted model, not a curated record